Biomphalaria glabrata is the source of this 4962-nucleotide messenger RNA. RefSeq names its product N-alpha-acetyltransferase 15, NatA auxiliary subunit-like. NCBI's taxonomy places the organism in Eukaryota, Metazoa, Mollusca, Gastropoda, Planorbidae. The record is from RefSeq and is a predicted model, not a curated record. The coding region runs from base 120 to 2720 and encodes 866 amino acids. Gene Ontology annotation, molecular function: protein-N-terminal amino-acid acetyltransferase activity; protein binding. The transcript has 22 exons. Gene Ontology annotation, cellular component: NatA complex; cytoplasm. Gene Ontology annotation, biological process: N-terminal peptidyl-methionine acetylation.
CUAGAUCUAAAAACCUACUGUUCCGCCAUAUAUCGGAAUCUGCACCUCGUGGGUGCAUGGAAGUUAUCUUUUAUUAUUCUUUCUUAUUUAUUGAUAUUGUGUAGGAAAAGAUCUUCACGAUGCCGUCGAAGAAUCCACUACCCCCUAAAGAAAAUGCAUUCUUUAAACGUAUACUGAAAUGCUAUGAACAGAAGCAUUACAAAAGUGGCUUAAAGUUUGCCAAGCAAAUUUUGUCCAAUCCAAAGUUUGCAGAACAUGGAGAAACCUUGGCAAUGAAGGGCCUAACAUUAAAUUGUUUAGGCAGAAAAGAGGAAGCCUAUGAUUUUGUUCGAAGAGGACUUCGCAAUGAUUUGACUAGUCAUGUCUGCUGGCAUGUUUAUGGCCUGCUGCAGCGAUCUGACAGGAAAUAUGAUGAGGCCAUUAAAUGCUACCGCAAUGCUCUCAAAUGGGACAAGGACAAUCUCCAGAUUCUUAGAGAUUUGUCAUUGCUUCAAAUUCAAAUGAGAGAUUUAGAAGGUUAUAGAGAAACUAGGUAUCAGCUACUUGCUUUAAGGCCAGGCCAACGAGCCUCCUGGAUAGGAUAUGCAAUGGCCUAUCACUUGUUAAAAGAUUAUGACAUGUGUCUCAAGAUACUUGAAGAAUUCAGAAAGACCCAAACACCUAAACCUGUUUAUGACUAUGAACACAGUGAGUUACUGUUGUACCAAAAUAUGGUAAUGCAGGAAGCUGGCAUGAAUCAAGAAGCUAUUGAGCAUUUAAAAACUUUUGAUAAACAGAUUGUUGACAGGCUAUAUGUUCAGGAAACUACUGCACAUCUGUACAUGUUUCUGGGUCAGCCAGAAAAGGCUGCAGAGAUUUACAGGGAACUUCUUAGUAGAAAUCCUGAAAACUGGAAUUAUUAUAAAGGUUACGAAAAAGCACUUUUUCUGGAGGAUAAACCAGAUGAACGCAUGAAAAUGUACAGAAGUAUUAUGGAACAAUUUCCUCGUGCUACAAUGCCAAAACGUUUGCCAUUAGACUUUGCUACAGAUGAUGUAUUUAGGGAUUUAAUAGAUGAUUAUCUGAAAAAGUCACUGAGAAAAGGAGUCCCGCCAUCUUUUGUGUCUAUUAAAUCAGUUUACAAAGAUCCAGUAAAGGUAAAAGUUAUAGAAGAUUUGGUGCUUUCAUAUGUGGACAACUUAAUCAAAACUGGAAAAUUUGAUAGCAAAGGAGAAGUUGAGCCAGCCACAUCUCUGCUUUGGGCCUAUUACUAUUUGGCCCAGCAUUUUGAUUACUUGAAAAAUAUUGAGAAAGCAUUGGAAUAUGUCAAUUUAGGUAUAGAACAUACUCCACUUCUCAUUGAGCUAUAUGUUCUCAAAGCUAAAAUUUACAAGCAUGCAGGUGAUAUGGAUGAAGCAGUUAGACUCAUGGACGAGGCUCAAUCAUUAGACACAGCAGAUCGCUACAUCAACUGUAAAUGUGCUAAAUAUAUGCUUCGUGCUAACCUCAUACAAGAAGCAGCUGAAAUGUGCUCUAAAUUUACUAGGGAGGGUGUCUCAGCUGUGGAGAAUUUGAAUGAAAUGCAGUGUAUGUGGUUCCAAACAGAGUGUUCUUUUGCUUAUAAAAGAUUAGGCAAAUGGGGUGAAGCUCUGAAAAAAUGUCAUGAAAUAGACAGGCAUUUCACAGAAAUUAUAGAAGACCAGUUUGAUUUUCACACAUACUGCAUGAGAAAAAUGACUCUGCGUUCUUAUGUUGGGUUGUUAAGAUUAGAAGACUCUCUGCGCAGCCAUCCAUUUUAUUCAAGAAUAGCCAUUUUAGCAUUAGAGAUCUACUUACAUUUAUAUGAUCAUCCAUUAACAGAUACUGACCAUGACAGUGAUGUCAAUUCAGAAAAUUUGUCCCCAAGUGAAUUGAAAAAGAUGAAACGUAAACAGAGGAAAGCUCAAAAGAAAGCUGAACUAGAAAAAGAAAAGCUAAAAGCAGAACAAGAAAAGAGGGAUCAAAACAAGAACAAAGCUGCAGAUGGUGAAAUGGAUGGUCCAAAAGAAGAGGAAUUAGUACCAGACAAAUUAGCAAGGACGGAAGAUCCAUUAGAACAAGCAAUCCAUUUUCUCAAACCACUUCAAAUGCUUACACCUAAGUGCAUAGUAACACAUGUUAUGGCCUAUGAGAUUUACUCCAGAAAAGGAAAACUACUGCUGAUGCUUCAGUCCAUAAAAAGAGGUGUUCUAGCUGACCGUAACAAUCCACAGUUUCACAUCUGCCUCAUUCACUUUCUUCAAUAUGUGAAAGAUAAAGGUGAAAUUAGUGAACCCGCAAAAUCUGUGAUAAACUUAGAAAUGAAAAAUAUCUAUCAGGGCAAAACAGCUCUUCAGUUGAAUGAAGAGUUUUUAGCUGCAAACUCUGAUUCUUUAGAGCAUAGAUUAGCAGGUGCUCGUAUGAUGUACAAACUAGACAGAUCACGACAAGAAGAAGCCAUGUCCUUAGCCACCUCUUUAGAUUCUAAACUUAAAGGUCUUACUAUACAGAAUUGUAUAGAAGUCUUGGAGGCACUGUGUCGUGGAGACUUAGGAAAGUGUGAACAAGAGGCUCUGGAAUAUCAGGCACGUUGUCACAAGAUUUUUCCCCAUGCUACAGCCUUCAUUAUUCCAACUCCAGCUCCUGCUAACUGUGGUAGUGUAGAGUGUACAUCAACAGAACAAAUUUUAGUGAAUGGAUCUGCUUUAAAAAAUGAAUCGUGAUGAUCUCCAUCAAAACUUAGUUUAUCAUGGAAGUCUAGAAGUUUUAAUAGAAGCACCUGACUAGUUGUUACCAUAUUUUAAUUUCUAGUUCUGACAGUUUAUUCAUGUGAAGAACAAAAAACAAAGCUUCUGUCAUGUCACAUUAAUUUUUUAAGAUCAUUUGUUGGAGGCUUUAGUUGUACACACAAAGUAUUACAUUUUAAUAAACAAAUCAGUCCAGCUCACUUCUUUUAAGACUAUGAAUACUUAGAUACAACUCAAUGUUAAGACUUAGAUAUAAAUCAGUGUUAGCUCAUACUUUUUCUCUGCUUAGAAAAAUUGCUAUUGUUAUCAAAUAAGUAAUAUUCAUUUUUCUGGGAAAAGAAAAUUUUAGUUUAAAUUACGCUGGCUUAAAAGUCAAGAUUUUUGCUUCUAUAGCCAAUAUUUUACAAUCAUAAAAUUCUUUUAAUGAGUGUUUAUAUCUAGACAUCUGUGAAGUUGUGUUCAUUGUAUUAGCAAAGUUAUUUGUUUUCAAUGCCAACUCUAAUUUGUUUGAAGUGAAAUUUUAGGGUCACACAUAUCAGUAGACUUUUUUUAAAAUUCACAGCAGAAAAAUAUAAAGGAGACCUAUUUACUUUAGAAUGCCUGAGUUAACAUUUGUGUGUGUGUGUGUCAUUUUCCUUUCAGUCAGGGUGCAUUUUUUUAUGUGAUAAAUCUUCAAUUUUUUUUUUAUGAUAAUUAGUAUUUUUUCUUGAAAAUUUUGAGUGAAUGUAAAGUUUGCAUAAUUUUGUGUUUAUUUUUUAAAAGUUGAUUCCAGGUGUUCUAUUUUGGUUGUCAGUAAAAUGAAAUCUUGAUAAUUGUGUGAAACAGACCUGGUAAGUUUUGUUUGUAUGUUAGUUCUGUCUCCUAGUAUUAUGUGGGAUUUUAAACAUUAGUGUUUUUGUUUUUGCUGUUCCUACAUUUUCCAUUGUUUGGAGAAUGUAAUUAAAAGUAUUUAUUUUAACAUUUGGUUGACAUAUAGUAUGAUUGUUUUUUUGUUUUUUUUUAUAUUCACUCAAAAUAACUUGUUUAAGCCAAAUAAAUAUCACUGAAUGUUGUGAGCAUAGAAUGUGUGUGUGUGCAUAUGUUUUGAUGAUCCAUACAUUCAGACCUAUAUUUGUAAUAUAGUGUAAAUUAUCACAUUUUGUUAAUUGAUACAUAAAAAAAGUGUUUUAUAAACUUGCUUGGUUUGUACAGUUAUUGCUUUCAACCUGUGUCAGGUCGUGUGUAAGAUGUUUUUGAGAUUUGAAAUCUUGAAUGUCAUGGACUGAACUAUUAAACUUUUAUACAUAUAUAUAUAAAUCAAGGCCUUAAGAUAAAAUAGUGUCAUUACUAGUAGAAAUAUUUUAACUGGUAUGAGCUUUUUCUUAGGUAUUGGUUUAAAGUUCCAUUUUAAUGAGCUCUAAUGUUAGUGCCAUAAUCAACAAUCAAAAAAUAUAUAGAAAACUUUUGUAAAUUGUAUGCUGAAAUACUGCAUCUGAAAAGUAAAUACAAUGCAAUCAAAAUCAUGGCUUCAGACAAUGCUCUACAUAAGUAAAUCAGAUGAACGCCUUGUGUGCAUGUAGUUGUAUGAUGAUAAUUGACAUGUACUUGUUCAUUUUAAUGAAACCCAUUUCUCUGACUAUGCUAAAUCUAGCAGAAUGCUAGUACUUGAGUCUUUCAUCAAUUGAAUAUAUGAUGACAGAAUUGCAAAAGCCUAAUUUUUAUUAAAAACUGAAAUCAUGGAUGUACUAACACAUGUUACACCAUUAACGUAUUAAAUACCAAACUGCUUAAUUUCUUAGUUUCCAUUACAACUGGAAUAUCACACUUACUGAAAAUGUCUCAGAACACAAGAUUGUGUGUUAAGUAUUUUUUUUUUUGUUUACUUAUAUAAAAUUGCUUUGUGUUUUGUAAAGCUUCUUAUUAAGAGGAUCAAAUGGUUUCAUGACGUAUCCAAAAUGUCCCUAGCAUAAUGUAGGAAACUUCCAGUUGGAAUAUGAUAAAAACUUGUAUGUGUGUGUGUGAUGUAGCUACUACUGUGAAUUCCUUCCUUAACUUGCAAAUAUGCUGCUGUGGACAGUAAUGGAAUGUGAAGUGAGUUAUUUUGAAAAUAUGCAAGUAUUUUUAAUUUAUUCAAGUACAGAUGUUGACUGGCAUUGUAAAGUACAUUUUGUAUUUUAAUUGCCUUUUUCAUCAAUUCACACCAUCUUUUUUUUUUAUGAUUUAUUAAAAGAAAAAACAA